Penaeus monodon (black tiger shrimp) is the source of this 912-nucleotide messenger RNA. Its product is annotated as beta/gamma crystallin domain-containing protein 2-like. The coding region runs from base 181 to 828 and encodes 215 amino acids. NCBI's taxonomy places the organism in Eukaryota, Metazoa, Arthropoda, Malacostraca, Decapoda, Penaeidae. The record is from RefSeq and is a predicted model, not a curated record. The transcript is spliced from 5 exons.
GAGGAGGAGAGCGUGUGGGAGAGACGCCACAUGGCAGCAUGGCGUCUCCAGGGCAAGUCCUGUGUCUCCUCACACUCUCCUAUGUAGCUGUCGGUAAAGCUCAGGAACCGCCAGUGUGGGCGCACCUGUACACCGGGCCCGACCAAACGGGUGCGCGCCUCACCACCGAGGACUACCUGAAUGACCUUCUCCUACAAGACUUCGACGACAAGGCCUCGUCCUACUGCGUCUCCGGAGUGCUCACGGCCGUCCCCCCCCAGCUGGCUCCUGUACGAGCGCCCCGACUUCGACGCGGCGGGCGCGGGCGCGGCGGCCGUGGUGGCGGGCGAGGGGGGCUGUGCCAAUGCGCCUCCGGAGCUCAGCAAGAAGGUAAGCAGCCUGAGGCAGGCUGGUUCCCCGAUCUCGCCGGCGCGGCCCUCGCUCACCCUCUACGGCCGCAGCAACUUCCGCGGGCAGGAGCUGUAUCUGACCAGGAGUCUGUCCAACUUCGGUCCGUUUAAGGAUGAGGCCUACUCAGCCAUCGUCACCGGCGACAUCCCGUGGACAGUCUAUACGUAUGACGACUUCCAGGGAGCGGGAACCUGCCUGGAGCCGCAGCAGUGGGUGACGGUGGGAGGCGAGGCGGUCGGGGUCGGUUUGUUCCCCACGUAUCACGAGCUCGGCAGUUCGGGGGCCCUACGGAGUGCCAGGCUGGGGUGCGAGGCCAGGCAGAGCACGGACCAGACGAAGGCCGUGCGAGGGGCGGACCAGAAGGGGGAGCAGACGACAGAGGAGCAAGAACCGCGAGAGGAAGGAAUAUCUUUCUUUUUUCCUUCGUCGGCCUCAUGACUGUUCUGUUAGACGCAGUUUUGUGCCUUUUCCGGACGCACAUCUACAUUCAUUUAAAUAAAAGUUUUCGGCUUUUCAAAUUUC